AUGACUUCGAAAAAGAUCGCAGUAUUGCAUCCAGACCUUGGUAUUGGAGGUGCUGAGAGACUUAUCAUUGAUGUCGCACAUGCUGUCAUGAUUGACCACAAGGAUACAACAGUUUAUACAACACAUUACGACACUAAUCAUUGUUUCCCAGAUACAAAGGAUUUGACCAUCAAAGUUGCAGCUGCUUGGGUUCCACGUAGUAUCUUUGGCUUUGGCCACAUCAUUUUCUCUCUUUUCAGCUUCCUUUGGCUGACAAUUUAUGCUGCACUAACAAGCAAAGCAGAGAUUUUCAUUGUUGACCAAAUUUCUGCUUGGGUUCCAAUCCUUCGUUUACUUUGCCCACGUGCAAAGAUCAUCUUCUACUGCCAUUUCCCAGAUCUUCGUCUUGCAUCUCACAAAUCUCUCAUUAGAAAGAUCUAUCGUCUUCCAUUCGACUUGAUCGAGAAGUGGGGAAUCAAAGCUUCGCAUUUGAUCUACGUUAACUCAAACUUUACAGCAGGAGUUACAAAACAAGAAUUUGGUGACAUCCCAGUUCGCGUUCUUUACCCAUGCGUUGAUACAUCACGUCAAGUAGAGCGUAAGCAAUCACCAACUCCACUCUUUGUCUCAUUAAAUCGCUACGAAAGAAAGAAAGAUCAUAACCUUGCAAUCAAAGCUCUCGCAAAGGCCAUCACUAAGAUCCCAGAUGCUAAGCUUGUCAUUGCCGGUGGUUAUGAUGACAGAGUUACAGAAAAUGUUGAACAUUACAAAGAACUCCGAGAAUUAGCCGAAAAACUCGAACUUACCGAGAAACAAGUCGAAUUACAACGCUCUAUCAGUGAUCAGCAGAAAUGGGAUCUUAUUGCCUCUGCUACAGCUAUGAUCUACACUCCACAAAACGAACAUUUCGGAAUUGUCCCCAUUGAAGCCGAAAACGCCGGAUGCCCAGUCAUCGCUUGCAACACUGGUGGUCCACUCGAGACAUGCAACGUCGAAGGCUGCUUCAUCUGCGAGCCAACAGUCGAUGCUUUCGCUGAUGCAAUGGUUGAAGCCGCUUCGAUGAAGAGCCACGAUAAGGAACUCAGAGAGAACGCUGAGAGAUUCGGUUUCAAGGCUUUCGCAAAGCAACUUCAUGAUGAUAUCCUCAAACUUUAA
This is a messenger RNA of Trichomonas vaginalis G3, 1134 nucleotides long. RefSeq names its product glycosyl transferase. The transcript has a single exon. The record is from RefSeq and is a predicted model, not a curated record. The coding region runs from base 1 to 1134 and encodes 377 amino acids. NCBI's taxonomy places the organism in Eukaryota, Parabasalia, Trichomonadida, Trichomonadidae. Gene Ontology annotation, molecular function: GDP-Man:Man(1)GlcNAc(2)-PP-Dol alpha-1,3-mannosyltransferase activity; alpha-1,3-mannosyltransferase activity.